GCCAUAAAUUUUUUUCCUUCUCCAUAGAUCUGACAAGUAAAGUAUUCUAUGUUUUCCUAAUUUACUUAUGGUAUCACUAUUGUCUAAAUCAUACACCUAUUUUGAUGUGAUCUUGGUAUAGGGUGUGAGAUACUGUUCUAUACUGUUAUGAUGGGAUUUUGGGUGAGGAAAGAACAAGAGGAAACAAAUAAAUUCAAAUUUAUUGGUUGGGAAGGGUAGGAAGGAACAAGGAGUAAUUUUAUUUUUAGGAGUAAUUUAAAUUUUAGGAAUAUAUUAUACUUCUACUUAUCUUAAAAGCUAAUAUCUAUAAACUAUCUUAUUAAGCUAAGUAUUAACUUUCCAAUAUCCAAGUCACAUACCAGGAAUCCAAUCAAAUGGGCCAUGUGGGGUUUUCCUUAAUGGACUUCCCUGACCAGCAGGGUCCCACAAGGGAAGGGGCUCACCUUUGUGAUGGGACCCGAGGAGAGGUAGGAACCGAGAACCAGGGUGGAAAUGAAAGACACGGACAAGUCAGUGGUUGGAUAGGGCAGGCAAACCCUAUGAUACUCCCUUUGAUAGGAGAGUAUGAGUACAAAGGAACACGAGGUGGAUGAGGAGAUUAAGAUAGGAAAUGCAAGCCGAGGUGGUUACAGCCUCGGGAAGGAGAAGGUCAAGAGGAGAGAGAGAUAUAGUCAUUGAGGAGCCCAGUGGAGCUCCAUGAAAGGGAAAGGCCAAGAGGCAAGAGGAAGUUCAUGGGUUUGCCUCUGAAUUUAUUCCUGUCCUGCUUGGGCGGUACUCCCAAGGACGUAGUAACCACAUCACAAAGUAUAGACAAUCAAGAUUGGGUGGCAAGGUAGAGGGAACACCUUUGGGCGUGUAGAUUGCAAACCGCGCUUUCCGGGGAAUUGAGUCCGAGCAUGUUAAUGAGUUUGUCUUAGCCAAGGGCCGCAUGGCCAGUUCAAGGUUACAUUCACAAACCUCAUUGGUAUAACCUUAUGCUUGGAGACACAGUAGCCAUACAGUCAUUUAUAUUUCAUAGAUGUGAAUAUGCUUGGGAUGCUACAGGCCAGGAUCUUCAGUUGGUUGACAUCCAAGCAGAUCCAGAGAUCUUCUUACUGAUGCUGCCAGCAGCCAGAUCCAAAAGCCUCUUUCUUCUGUUGGUCUCAGGAGAAAAUCUCUUCCAAGCCUUAUACUCAGGUCCUUCCAGGAGAGAAGUCAGUUGGGUAUGGAAUCUUUCUUCAGAUAUCUAGCCUCAGGCUCCCAUAUGACCCUUAGUCACAUGCUCCUGUCAAUCACUCUGAGGUUUGCACCUCUCAGUUUUUGUAAACCUUUCAUCCUUUAUCACAUUACCUAGUUUCUGCUAUACUGUUUUACAUUUUUUCCAGCAGUUUUUUUUUAUCAAAUAGUGAAUUCUUAUCUCAAAAGCUGAGACCUUUGGGGGUUUAUCAAAUACUAGAUUGCUGAGAUCAUUUACCCCUAAUCUAUUCCAUUGGUCCGCCAUUCUGCUUUUUUAGCCAGUACCAGAUUGCUUUGAUGAUUACUGCUUUAUAGUACAGUUUGAGAUCUGGUACUGCUAAGCCACCUUCCUUCAUAUUGUUUUCAUUAAUUCUCUGGAUAUUCUCAAUCUUUUGUUCUUCCAGAUGAAUUUUUUUUUCUAGUUCUAUAAAAUAAUUUGAGGUAGUUUGAUUGAUAUGGCUCUGAUAAGUAAAUUAAUUUAGGUAGGAUUGUCAUUUUUAUUAUAUUAGCUCAGCCUAUCCAUGAGCAAAUUCAUGUUUCUCUAAUUGUUUAGAUUUCACUUUAUUUGUGUGAUAAGUGUUUUGUAAUCAUGUCUGUCUUGGCAAAUAGAUUCUCAAGAAAUAUUGUAUAAUUUUAACAGAUGUAUUAGAGAUUUCUCUUUGAAGGACAGAUUCUAAUGAUACACUUUGUUCUAAUGAGUCAAAUGCUUUUUUUUUUGUAAUCAGCAAACAAUGAUGAGAUCUUAUAUUCCCUACACUAUUCAGUCAGUUUUAUGACAGUAAAGCCACAGUUUUUCCAUAGACAAUCAUUUGCAGUGUUUGACUGUUCCUUUCCCAUAUUUUCAUCCUUGAUAUCAUCAAAACAUGUGUAAUUCAUUCUCAAAAAUUUACAUAAAAAUAAGAAAGUAGGCAUAUGAUUCAGGAGCUUGCUCAAUCUCCUUUAUGAAUAUGAUCCAUGAUUUUUUCUCCUAUCUUAGUUUCCCUCCAUAAGAUAUCUUGUUAAAGAAUCAUUUAAUGCUUUCAAGAUAGUGUGUCCUCUGUCAUGAAUUUCCACCAUGUAUAGCCCAGUCAAACUCCCCCCCCCUUUCUUCUCCCCUCCAACUCCCAUCUUCUUAACUCCUAUUUCAACUUUCUCAUAACACAGUGAAGACUGAAGUUACAUGUACUUAUUAUCAACUCAAGUUAAGGAAAAACAUUCCAACAUUUUGAGCUGCCCAAAAGUCAAAUGGGAUGCUUGGGUAGGUAAUGAAAUACUUGUGGAGGUUUUCAAAUGAAGGAUGGAUCAAUAUAUGUAAGAGAAGUUGCAAGGAAAAUUCCAACUCAGAUUGGACUUGAGAACCUCUGAGAUUCCUCUCAAUACUGAGGUUCUGUAAAUAUAUUACUUUAUUAUUACAAAGUACUUUUAAUCUAUUACCCCAUUUGAUCUUCACAUCUAUUCCAUGAAGCAAGCAGAAUCAAGUCAGCAAGCAUUUAUUAUAUUGCCAGGCACUGAAAGUAUAAAGACAGGCAAACAGCAGUAACAAUCCCUGUCCUGAAGGAGUGCAGGGUUUAAUGGAAAAGACAAAUACAAACAACUAUGUAUAAAAAAGAUACUUGGGGGAUAAAUUUAAAAUCAUCUCAGUGGGAAGGUCUUAGCGUUAAAUGUGACCAGGAGAGGCUCCUUUGAGGAAGGUGGAAUUUUACCUGGAACCUAAAAGCAAAAUAGCUCUUGUCCCCAUUUUAUAAUUAAGGAAACUAUUUGUUCAUUAUCACAAGGAGUGUUGGACUGAGGACACGACCCCCUCUGUUCUGACUUCAAGUCCAGUGGUUCGUUUCCCUCUCCCCUCCCCACAUUCAUCUGUGGUGGCUCUUAUGUGAAUGUAGCCCAAGGAACUACUCAGACCUAUGAUCUGCACAGGAAAUUGUUCUGUAUGCGUUCUUAAUUGACAAGUAUCCUUCUAGGAAUGGUACCGAAAUCAUUUCAACAAAUAUUUAUUAAACAUCAACUAUGACCCGAACCCUUGAGAAUACAAAAGUAAAUGUGACACAGGUUGGUGGCUGUUGAACUAUUAUGACUAAAGCCUUUGUUGCACUCUAAGAAAAAUCAGAGAAUGUUGCUGCCAAUUUGCAGGUGAACCAGCAUUUUCAAUACAAUAUGGCACCAGACCAAUCUGAUGUUAAUAUCAGUUCCUUGGGACACCCGGAAAUUCAGAUUUCCUACCAGGGAAAAGUAAUCCAUAGUGGAGAGAGGGUUUAUGAUUGUAAGCUUUAAGUGAAAGUAGAUCAGAAAAGUUUUCUUCUUGGUCCUUGGCUCCUAGCAAGUAAGAGAGAUCGAAGUCAUAUGUAUUUUGAAGAGAAAAUGUCAAGCUAUAGUAUCUGGCUUUCAUAGGAAAACGGCAAACUAAGCGGAACUGGUCGCCCUGUCAUCUGAUUUGACGCCGAAAGAGACCAUUAAGGUCUCCACAGACGGAAACAUUAGCUGAGCAUUCUUAAUACACAGGCUUUCUUUUGUCAGACAAGUUUUGUCCAGACUUGCUUCCAUUGGAGCCAGAACUAUAGGGCAACACAGGUAUUAUUCAAUGCUUAGACUUUGUAGUGAAUACUAUUGUGUUUAAAAGCAUAGUCGAAAGAACGAGAACUUAAAACUAGUGCGUGAAAUUCGCAGGGAACUUUGGUUCUAUUCCGCUAAACUUGGUUUCACUACGCAAAAUUUUGCUCUCAGUGGAGACAAUGCAGAGAACGAACGGUCCAAAUCUUUAAUUAUUAAAGCAGAGGCUUAGUUUGGCUUACUGUGCAUAGGCCGAGUCCCGGAGCACUGGCUCCUCAGGUUCAGAUAGUUUGCCUUGGCAGUGAGCGAGCUUCUAGCGUUUGGAAACGCAGGCGAGAAGUGGAAGGAAACUCCGGUUCUUACGCGCCGCGGUGUCCGACAGCUAGAACCGGCGCGAGCACAUUCCUCGUGCAGUUAUUGGCUGGAACUCUGUGUGCCGCUGUCGGCCAAUGAAGAGGCUGGAGAUCUGGCCGCUGCAGCUCCCCCUCCCCUCGCUGUGCCCCGGGACAAGGCGCAGACUGAGGAGUCGGGGAACGAAUCAAAGGCGCCCGGAAAGCGGAAAAAGCAAUGUCCGACUUUGCGCCGAGCGCUCCAUUCCGAAAUUUCCGAGCGCGGGCUGACUGAAAUUAGCUUCUCCGAGGGAACCGCUGGAACAAACUGGGCGAAAGAAGUUGCUAUUGUGUGAGAUGGUCCCAGCUGCCGGGAGGAGCCGCCGGGUCAGCACUGGGAGAGUGGUGGGAGUCCUGCUUCUGCUUGGCGCCUGGGACAGUGUUUCCGCGCUCAUCAGCUAUGAGAUCCCGGAAGAAAGAGAGAAAGGUUUCCGAGUGGGCAACGUGGUUGUCGAUCUGGGCUUGGAUCUCAGCAGCCUGUGGGAGCGCAGGCUGUCUGUGGCGUCCGGAGCUGGCCGGAGAUUCUUUGAGGUGAAUAGGGAGACGGGGGAAUUGUUCGUGAACGAAAGACUGGACAGGGAGGAACUGUGUGGGACACUCCCGUCCUGCACGGUAACUUUGGAAUUGCUAAUGGAGAAACCCCUGGAGCUUCAGCGAGUGGAGGUGGUGAUCCAGGACGUCAACGACAACGACCCCGCUUUCCCUACCAGUGGAAUGAAACUCGAAAUCAGUGAGGCCAUGGCCCCGGGGGCGCGAUUCCCUCUCGAGAGUGCACACGAUCCAGAUGUGGGAAUUAACUCUUUACAAACCUAUGAGCUAAGUGUAAAUGAACACUUUGUGCUGAGCGUGCAGACCCGGGAAGACGGUAGCAAGUACGCGGAACUAGUGCUAGAAGAAGCCCUAGACCGUGAGCACGAGGGGACCCUUCAGUUAGUGUUGACAGCUUUAGACGGAGGAACACCAGCCCGUUCUGCUAGCCUUCCCAUCUUAAUCACUGUGCUUGAUGCCAACGACAACGCCCCCCAGUUCAAUCAUUCUCUGUAUCGGGCGCGUGUGCGGGAGGAUGCUGCCCCCGGCACUCCAGUGGUACAAGUUCAUGCAACAGAUCUGGACGAGGGACCAAACGGAGAAGUCAUCUACUCCUUCGGCAGCCACAAUAGAGCCCGAGUGAAGGACCUUUUCUCCCUAGACCUGGUGACCGGAAUGCUGACAGUACGAAGGCGGCUGGACUUCGAUGACACGAAGCUAUAUGAGAUUUACAUCCAGGCGAAAGAUAAGGGCCCCAACCCUGAAGGGGCCCAUUGCAAAGUGUUGGUUGAAGUCAUAGAUGUGAAUGACAAUGCUCCAGAGAUCGUUGUCACCUCCGUGUACAGCCCAGUCCCUGAGGAUGCCAUCCCAGGAACUGUGGUCGCCUGGCUCAGUGUGACCGAUCUGGACUCGGGGGAUAAUGGUCUGGUGACUUGUGAGAUUCCAUCUGGCCUUCCUUUUAGCCUUACUUCUUCCCUAAAAAACUACUUUACUUUGACAACCAGUGCCUCCCUGGACCGUGAAGCUGUUCCAGAGUACAACAUCAGUAUCACAGCCCGAGAUGCAGGAUCCCCGCCUCUCUCAGCAGUCACUACUCUCAGAGUCCAAGUGUCUGACAUUAAUGAUAAUCCUCCUCAAGCCACAAAGUCCUCCUAUGAUGUCUACGUGGAGGAGAACAACCUUGCAGGAAUUGCAAUCCUGAACCUUAGCGUCUGGGAUCCUGACGCCCCCAACAACGCCCGUCUAUCCUUCUCACUCCUAGACCGAGGUCACCAAACUGGGCUGGUGGGCAGAUACUUCGCCUUGCACCCAGACAACGGCAUCCUGUCCGCCCUCUUGCCUCUGGACUACGAGGAUCAGCGUGAGUUUGAGCUGACCGCCCACGUCUGCGAUGGGGGCAACCCACCCUUGUCAACCAACAUUAGCUUGAACGUGUUUGUCACUGAUCUCAAUGACAAUGCCCCUCAGGUGCUUUACCCGAGGCCAGGUCGGAGCUCGGCACAGACACUGCCCCGAGGCAGUGGUGCUAAUUACUUGCUUACUCGCGUAGUAGGCUGGGAUGCUGAUGCAGGCCAUAAUGCUUGGCUUUCCUAUAGCCUCCUAGGAACUUCAAACCAGAGCCUCUUCGCCGUAGGGCUCAGAACUGGAGAAGUCAGUACCACUCGACCAGUUCAAGACAUUGACCCAGCAUGGCAUAAGCUUGAGAUCCUGAUUAAAGACAAUGGAGAACCCCCUCUUUCCACCACGGUGACUCUGACAGUGUCUGUGACAGAGGUGUCUUCAGAUGCCCGCGUGGAGUCCCCAUCCGGUUUGGCUCCUCAGGAGCAAAAUAAAAAUCUCACGUUCUACCUGCUUUUGUCUGUGAUCUUGGUCUCCGUGGGAUUCGCAGUCACCGUGCUAGGAGUGAUUGUAUUUCGAGUUUACAAAUGGAAAAAAUCAAAGAACCUAUACAGUUCCUCAGGGAGUUCAUUGUACCGAACGCCUGGGCCUUCCCUGCACGUGGAUGCUGUUCGAGGAGGCCUAAUGUCCCCCCACCUCUACCACCAGGUAUACCUCACUACAGACUCUCGCCGUAGCGACUUGCUGCUAAAGAAGCCCUGUGCUCCAAGUCCUAUGGGAAGUCUCCAGAACACCCUACGGAGCUGCGAUCCCGCCUUUUGUAGGCAAGUGUUAGGUGCUGAGAGCACCCCUCCUGUCCAGCCCUUGAAGCGCCGGCGAAGCCGCGCCGGAGCUGGCGCCGGGAAAGGGAAGCAGGUGUCUCUGGUUGCCGUGGCCUUUUGUCUCGGGGUCGGCUUUUCCCGAGCCUUGAGUCCAUCCAGGUGCAAAGCAUUUGGGGCGGAGAUGCGCCACGGGGUUAAGAUCUGGGCUGGAAUCCGGCCGGGGGCUUGCCUUUUGUUCUUUUGCCAGCUAGGUUACGUUUCCGGGCAGAUCCGCUACCCAGUCCCCGAGGAAUCGAAGGAGGGGACCUUUGUGGGAAAUAUUGCCCAGGAUUUCCUGCUAGAUGCCGAAAGCCUGUCGGCUCGUCGGUUGCAGGUCGCUGGCGAGGCGAACCAGAGGUACUUCCGCGUGGAUCUGGACAGCGGAGCCCUGCUUGUCAAGGAUCCCAUCGAUCGAGAGGCUCUCUGUGGGCUCAGUGCCAGCUGCGUUGUGCCGCUGGAGUUUGUGACUGAGGGGCCCUUGGAAAUGUACCGGGCAGAGGUGGAGAUCGUGGAUGUGAAUGACCAUUCUCCUCGAUUCCCUAGGCAGCAGCUAGACCUGGAGAUUGGGGAGGCGGCACCCCCAGGGCAGCGCUUCCCCCUAGAGAAGGCUCAGGAUGCAGACGUGGGGAGUAACUCCAUCAGCAGCUACAGGCUGAGCCCUAAUGAUUACUUCGCCCUAGACGUGAAGAAGCGCAGUGACGGCAGUCUCGUCCCAGAGCUGCUGCUGGAAAAACCUUUGGAUAGGGAGAAGCAAUCGGACUACCGUCUGGUGCUGACUGCCGUCGAUGGGGGCAGCCCUCCAAGGUCGGGCACCGCAGAACUCAAAGUGUCUGUAUUGGACGUAAAUGACAACGCCCCAACUUUCGAGCAGUCUUCUUACAGAAUCAGUGUGCUUGAGAGUGCACCAGCGGGCACUUUACUCAUCCAGCUCAACGCCACUGACCCCGACCAGGGUUCCAGCGGUAACAUCACCUUUUCCUUCAGCAAUCAUACCCCAGAACGGGUUCGGGCUCUCUUUGGCCUGAACUCUAUUACGGGGCAACUCACACUCCGGGGUCCCCUAGAUUUUGAGGUUGACAACUACUAUGAAUUUGACGUGAGGGCUAGGGAUGGGGGGAUGCCAGCCAUGGAACAGCACUGCAGUCUCCGAGUGGAUGUAUUGGAUGUGAAUGACAACGCCCCACAGAUCACGCUGACCUCGGAACUGGGUACCCUUCGCGAGAGCGCUGAACCUGGCACCGUGGUGGCACUCAUUAGCGUACAAGACCCAGAUUCUGGGCCUAAUGGUGAUGUGAGCCUCCGUAUCCCCGAACACCUGCCCUUUGCUCUCAAGUCAGCCUUCAAGAACCAGUUCUCCCUGGUGACUGCUGCUGCCCUGGAUCGAGAGGUGGAAUCCAAAUAUGAGAUUCCAGUUACCGCCUCUGAUUCGGGCUCUCCACCUCUGAGCACACGCAGGACAAUUUUCCUUAAUGUUUCCGACGUGAAUGAUAACCCACCUUCAUUCAUCCAGAGAUCCCAUGAGGUCUUCGUCCAGGAGAACAACCGCCCUGGAGAUCUGCUGUGCUCUCUGGCAGCCUCGGAUCCAGACUCAGGUUUAAAUGCGCUCAUCUCUUACUCCCUUCUGGAGCCCAGAGGUCGGGAUGUCUUGGCUUCCUCAUUCAUCUCCCUCAAUCCUCAGACCGGAGCAGUCCACGCCACCAGGUCCUUCGACUACGAGCAAACUCAGACACUGCAGUUCGAAGUACAGGCCCGAGAUCGGGGCGACCCACCCCUCAGCAGCACGGUGACAGUUCGCCUCUUCGUGCUAGAUCUCAAUGACAAUGCCCCUGCGGUACUCCGUCCCAAGGCUAGGCAAGGCUCUCUGUGCCCACAGGCACUUCCCCCAUCAGUGGGAGCUGGCCAUCUUGUAACCAAGGUCACUGCGGUGGACUUGGAUUCAGGAUAUAAUGCCUGGGUCUCCUAUCAACUUCUCGAGGCCCCGGAUCCUAGCCUAUUUGCUGUGUCUCGCUAUGCAGGCGAGAUUCGGACAGCAGUUCCAAUCCCAGCUGACCUUCCGCCCCAGAAGCUGGUUAUAGUGGUCAAGGACAAUGGGAGUCCUCCACUCUCCACCUCCGUGACACUGCUGGUGUCUCUGGAGGAAGAUUCACACCCAGCUCUUCCUGAUCUCCGGGAGCACUCAGCGAAGCCCCAAGGGGAGUCUCACUUGACCCUCUACCUUGCAGUAUCCCUGGUAGCGAUCUGCUUUGUCUCUUUCGGCUCUUUUGUGGCACUGCUCUCCAAGUGCCUGCGAGGUACAGCUUGCGGCCUGCGAUGCCUUGGCGGGACCUGCUCCUGUCUCAGUCGGUCCCGAAGGAGGGAGGGGCUCCCACCUUCCAAUGGCAUCCUCCGAAUCCAGUUGGGUUCGGAAGAUCCCAUCAAAUUUGUGGACGUGGGCGGUCACUCUCAUGGUUGCACACCCUUGGCUUCAGCACCCUCUCGGAGCGAUAGCUUCAUGAUGGUGAAAUCACCGAGUGCACCUCUGGCAGGGGAGCCUGUCCGCCCAAGCUGCCCGCCUUCCGAUCUGCUCUACGGACUGGAGCAAGCUCCGCCCAACACGGACUGGCGUUUCUCUCAGGCCCAGAGACCAGGCACCAGUGGCUCCCAGAAUGGUGAUGAAGGAGGCACCUGGCCCAACAAUCAAUUUGACACGGAGAUGCUGCAGGCGAUGAUCCUGGCUUCUGCCAAUGAAGCUGCAGAUGGGAGUUCGACCCUUGGCGGUGGCGCAGGUACCAUGGGGCUGAGUGCCCGCUAUGGGCCCCAGUUCACCCUGCAGCAUGUGCCUGACUAUAGACAGAAUGUAUACAUCCCAGGCAGCACUGCCACCUUGGCCAACGCCGCUGGAAAGAGAGAUGGCAAGGCCCCUGCAGGUGGCAAUGGAAACAAGAAGAAAUCUGGCAAGAAGGAAAAGAAGUAGGGUCAGCAUUAGGUCCCAAGCACAGGGCCACAGGGCAAACCCCCUCCCACCAAUCCAGCCUCCUCCCAGUUCCCUGAACCCUCAGAAUGUAGGGAAUCACCCUCAGGCUGCUGGUGGGAGUCAUGGUGACCCUUCCCUCUUGGGAAACACAAAUAAGUGCCCUGUGAAUACCCCCUUCUGUGCCUGCAGAGGGAUUGAAUAUGCAAAGGGGGUACUGCCAGGAACCCCCCCAAUACAAAUGCUGUGCCCAUAGGAACAGUGCAGAUAAAGAGAUUCAUAUAUAUAACUCCCCUCCUUUCCUCCAUCCCUAGCUUAGAAGCCCCAGUUACAGUUUAGCUCCCCACACAUUCUUCUUCCUCUCCCCAUCAGUUAAGUGGACUCUGUCUCCCACUCCCAAACCUCCAACCCUUCCCUCCCUUCUUUUGAGUAUUAUGGGUAUUAUGAGACCUUAAGAUCUGGGGAAUGGGGACAGGACUGUGUUUGUCUCAUACCUGUGGAGAGAAGUGGGGGCACAGUGACCUCUGACUCCCACUUCUCAAACCAUUUCCUUUCCUGUUUCCCCUCCUUCCCCUCUUCCCCCCACCCCAUCCCUCUAGUGCCUGAAAUCAUGGAUAGAAUACAGGUGCUUGGGAACAAAUGCAGUCAUCAUCCCCAUGAACCGAACAUGGACAGGUUUGGGGGAGAUCUUCCUCCCCCAGACCCUGUCCAAGGCCCCAGGAAACAGGGAGCAGGGUUGAGUUAAUGGGACCAUUCUCUUCAGAGUUCCUCAUCUCUUAUUCUUCUCCACCCCUCAGCAAAAGAAUCCAUUGCAUGUUGGGAAAUAGCAUGGCAUGUUGGGAUGAGUAGGGAGGGUAUAGGGAGGGGGGACCUUUCCACUAGAAAGGAAGACAAAUCUUUGGUCAGGGUCUCAAAGAAGGAGGGGUUGUGGGUCCUCUCACCACCACCUCCCACUAGUUACUGGUUGGGCUCUCAGAACUAAUCAGGCCCCCAUAUUCUAUAACUGUCCCGGAGCCAAGGACUCUGUGGACAAGAGAGCUCUGGGUUGGAUCUCCUUCCUGGGAUACAGAGCCUGGGAUGUCACCUUGGCCACAGGGGAUUUAAAGGGAACCAAAUGGCAUCAAAGUGAGAUUGAGCUCUUGGGCCUGGCAUAGAUGUUACGGGGAUUUGUGUGUGGGCAUGUGUAAAAGGGAGGGGGAGUCAUUCAGGUUGGGCCAGCUGGACACAGUUGCCAGGGGCAACCCAAGCAUCCUUACUCCCUUAUUCAUCAGGUAAGAUAAGCAAGAAGGGUCAGUGCAGGCCAGUUUGUUCUAGGGCAGUUUGACCAAUACAGGAAGCCACACGUCCUCCCCCCACCCUUCCCCCAGGAAGAGGUUCUGCAUGAUGGUCAGACAGACAUCAUGCUCUUUUCCCCCAGACAGACAGAGACCCAGGAGCAGAGAGACAGAUGGGUCGGGGGAGGGAGGAAGGGUUCUCUUCUAGAUCCCGGUGAAGUCUGUAUUCCCUCACCCUCUCAGGUGCCAUUUAUUCUACUUUGCCAUUCCCUACCCUUUUCCAGAAUUUCCUGGAGCCUGGGUAAUGCCUCCCAUCCCCGAUCCAUCAUUUUGUCCCGACCCUGGCCCGGUGGGGCUGCACUAGUCUUGUUCACCCAGAGGGGACCCUCCUGCAUUUCACCACUCUUUAGUGUAGUGAGUAGCGACCCUGACCGCAAUCCCUGAGCUGGUGUAGAGUAGCUGGUGUGUAGCUAGUGCGGUGUGCUUGCUUUUGUGAUGACGAGGGGACGGCAGCAUGGAGGCUAGUCUCUGUCUGCUCCCACUCCGUCCUGUGCUUUUAUGCUGUGUCUGUGUGCUACAGAUCCCCCUCCCAGCCCAGUCUCACUUUCCCAGUACUGACCUCUGUACCCCUUCGAUAGAAGCUUCUCUUGCAUAGUCAUGUAGCCCCCUCCACUACCCCCAUAAUCGCAAGUUUUAUACUCUAAUAUUUAUAUAGCUUUUUUCUUUGGGAAAAAUAAUAAAAUGGUUUCUUCUGAA
This is a messenger RNA of Monodelphis domestica (gray short-tailed opossum), 11836 nucleotides long. Lineage: Eukaryota; Metazoa; Chordata; Mammalia; Didelphimorphia; Didelphidae. The record is from RefSeq and is a predicted model, not a curated record.